Molecule: messenger RNA, 7394 nt
Organism: Ornithodoros turicata
Lineage: Eukaryota; Metazoa; Arthropoda; Arachnida; Ixodida; Argasidae
Gene: Prp8
Product: pre-mRNA-processing-splicing factor 8
Exons: 40
Coding region: 148-7239 (2363 amino acids)
Biological process (GO): mRNA splicing, via spliceosome; spliceosomal tri-snRNP complex assembly
Cellular component (GO): catalytic step 2 spliceosome; U5 snRNP
Molecular function (GO): U2 snRNA binding; metallopeptidase activity; U1 snRNA binding
Source: RefSeq, a predicted model, not a curated record
ACUUCAAGCUUCCGCCAUGUUGUCUGUCGCUCACAAAACGUAAAAACCGUAAAAACGUUGUUAGCUAAAGUGCAUCUUCUUAAAUGUUACGUUACGGGGAACACACUUUAUCACGCUAAGAUUUGGUGACUCUGAAGAACCCGCAUUAUGGCGUUGCCGCCAUACAUGCUGGGGCAGCCCUAUGUUAUGGGCGUGCUUGCCCAGCAACAGGCUGUGGCUGCGCAGCUGGCAGCACAGGUUCAUGCACAGAUGCAACAACACCAGCAGCUACAGCAGCAACAACAGUUACAGCAGCAGCAGUUGAUAUCUGAGGAGAAGCUACAAGAAAAGGCCAGGAAAUGGCAGCAGCUGCAGUCCAAACGGUAUGCAGAGAAACGAAAGUUUGGAUUUGUGGACGCUCAAAAAGAGGACAUGCCACCGGAGCACAUCCGUAAAAUCAUCCGCGACCAUGGUGACAUGAGCAGCCGCAAGUACCGACAUGACAAGAGGGUUUAUCUUGGUGCCCUGAAAUACAUGCCACAUGCGGUCCUCAAGCUUAUGGAGAAUAUGCCAAUGCCCUGGGAACAAAUCCGAGAUGUAAGGGUGCUAUACCACAUUACUGGCGCCAUUACUUUUGUGAAUGAGAUCCCGUGGGUCAUCGAACCAGUUUACAUCGCACAGUGGGGAUCAAUGUGGAUCAUGAUGAGACGAGAGAAAAGAGAUCGCCGUCAUUUCAAGCGCAUGCGAUUCCCACCCUUUGACGAUGAGGAACCACCACUGGAUUACGCCGACAAUGUCUUGGACGUUGAACCGCUUGAGGCUAUCCAGAUGGACAUGGACAACGAAGAAGACUCCCCUGUGUGCAAGUGGUUUUACGAUCACAAGCCCCUCUCUGAAACAAAGCACGUAAACGGGGUCACGUACCGGCACUGGAACCUCUCCCUGCCCCAAAUGGCGACAUUGUACCGCCUCGCUAACCAGUUGUUGACCGACCUGGUGGACGACAAUUACUUCUACCUGUUCGAUCUCAAAUCCUUCUUCACGGCCAAAGCUCUCAACAUGUCCAUUCCGGGAGGGCCAAAGUUUGAGCCCCUCAUCAAAGACAUGAACCCAGCCGAUGAAGACUGGAAUGAGUUCAACGACAUCAACAAGAUCAUCAUCCGUCAGCCCAUUCGUACAGAGUACCGCAUAGCUUUCCCCUACCUGUACAAUAACAUGCCACACUAUGUCCACCUUUCGUGGUAUCAUGCACCUAAUGUGGUCUACAUCAAGACCGAGGACCCUGAUCUGCCAGCCUUCUACUUUGAUCCUCUGAUAAACCCAAUCUCUCACAGGCAUGGAACAAAGCAAGUGACAGAGCUGCUGCCUGAUGACGAUGAAGAGUUCGAGCUUCCAGAGCAUGUGCAGCCCUUCCUUCAGGACUGCCCUUUGUACACAGACAACACUGCUAAUGGUAUUGCCCUUCUUUGGGCGCCAAGGCCAUUUAACAUGAGGUCUGAUCGGUGCAGGAGAGCAAUCGACAUUCCAUUAGUGAAGACAUGGUACCGAGAGCACUGUCCUCCUGGCAUGCCAGUGAAAGUCAGGGUGUCGUACCAGAAGCUGCUGAAGUACUUUGUGCUGAACGCUCUCAAGCACAGGCCCCCAAAGCCACAGAAGAAACGGUAUCUGUUUCGUUCGUUCAAGUCGACCAAGUUCUUUCAGACGACGACUAUUGAUUGGGUUGAAGCAGGUCUUCAGGUGUGCAGGCAAGGCUAUAACAUGCUCAACUUGCUCAUUCACCGUAAGAACCUCAACUACCUUCAUCUCGACUACAACUUCAACCUGAAACCAGUCAAGACCCUUACAACAAAGGAGCGUAAGAAGUCCCGUUUCGGGAAUGCAUUCCACCUGUGUCGAGAGAUUCUCCGUCUCACCAAGCUGGUCGUAGACAGUCACGUGCAGUACCGACUCAACAACGUUGAUGCGUUCCAAUUGUCUGACGGACUGCAGUACAUCUUCGCCCACGUGGGGCAACUCACUGGAAUGUACCGUUACAAGUACAAGCUGAUGCGACAGAUCCGCAUGUGCAAGGAUCUCAAGCACCUCAUCUACUACCGGUUCAACACUGGCCCGGUGGGGAAAGGACCGGGCUGCGGCUUUUGGGCUCCCGGCUGGCGUGUGUGGCUGUUCUUCCUGAGAGGCAUCACCCCUCUGCUGGAACGCUGGUUGGGAAACCUGCUGUCGAGACAGUUUGAGGGCCGACACUCCAAGGGAGUUGCCAAGACCGUGACCAAGCAGCGCGUGGAGAGCCACUUUGACCUUGAAUUGCGCGCUUCUGUGAUGCACGACAUCUUGGACAUGAUGCCCGAGGGCAUCAAGCAGAACAAGGCGCGCACAAUCCUGCAACAUCUCAGCGAGGCGUGGCGCUGCUGGAAGGCUAACAUUCCCUGGAAGGUCCCCGGCUUGCCCAUACCCAUUGAGAACAUGAUCCUUCGCUACGUCAAAAUGAAGGCAGACUGGUGGACUAACACGGCGCACUACAACCGUGAACGAAUCAGGCGAGGUGCCACCGUCGACAAGACAGUCUGCAAGAAGAACCUGGGGCGUCUCACGAGGCUCUACCUCAAGGCAGAGCAGGAACGUCAGCACAACUACCUCAAGGAUGGCCCCUACAUCAGUGCUGAAGAAGCUGUGGCCAUCUACACCACAACUGUCCACUGGCUUGAGAGUAGGAGGUUUUCUCCGAUCCCGUUCCCUCCGUUGUCCUACAAGCAUGACACAAAGCUGCUCAUCCUGGCUCUCGAGCGCCUCAAGGAGGCAUACAGUGUGAAGAGCAGACUGAACCAGUCCCAGCGUGAGGAGCUGGGCCUCAUUGAGCAGGCCUAUGACAACCCUCAUGAGGCCUUGUCACGUAUCAAGCGUCACCUCCUGACACAACGAGCCUUCAAAGAGGUGGGCAUUGAGUUCAUGGACCUCUAUAGCCAUCUGAUCCCUGUCUACGAUGUGGAGCCUCUGGAGAAGAUCACAGAUGCCUACCUAGAUCAGUACCUGUGGUACGAGGCCGACAAGAGGCGUCUCUUCCCACCUUGGAUAAAGCCUGCAGACUCCGAACCUCCUCCACUCCUUGUGUACAAGUGGUGCCAAGGGAUCAACAACCUGCAGGACGUUUGGGACACCUCCGAAGGGGAAUGCAACGUCAUGUUAGAGUCUCGCUUCGAAAAGAUGUAUGAGAAGAUCGAUCUGACACUACUGAAUCGUUUGCUUCGUCUCAUCGUGGACCACAACAUUGCUGACUACAUGACAGCCAAGAACAACGUUGUCAUUAACUACAAGGACAUGAACCAUACCAAUUCCUACGGCAUCAUUCGAGGACUGCAGUUCUCAUCGUUCAUUGUCCAGUACUAUGGCCUUGUGCUGGACCUUCUGUGCCUUGGACUGCAGAGAGCAUCUGAAAUGGCCGGGCCACCACAGAUGCCUAACGACUUCCUCUCGUUCCAAGAUGUGGCCACUGAGACUGCUCACCCCAUCAGACUGUAUUCUCGCUACAUUGACAGAGUACACGUCUUCUUCCGAUUCACUGCAGAAGAAGCAAGGGAUCUGAUCCAACGCUACUUGACUGAACAUCCCGAUCCAAACAAUGAGAACAUUGUUGGCUACAACAACAAAAAGUGCUGGCCUAGAGAUGCUAGGAUGAGGCUCAUGAAGCACGACGUCAACCUGGGCCGUGCCGUUUUCUGGGACAUCAAGAACCGCCUGCCCCGAUCUGUGACGACGGUGCAGUGGGAGAGCAGCUUUGUGUCUGUGUACAGCAAAGACAACCCCAACUUGCUCUUCAACAUGGGAGGCUUCGAAUGCCGCAUCCUGCCCAAGUGCCGCAUGACGCACGAGGAGUUCAGUCACAGGGACGGAGUGUGGAACCUCCAGAAUGAGGUGACAAAAGAAAGGACUGCUCAGUGCUUCCUUCGUGUGGACGAUGAAUCGAUGCAGAGGUUUCAUAACAGAGUGCGUCAGAUUCUAAUGGCCUCGGGAUCGACGACUUUCACUAAGAUCGUGAACAAGUGGAACACAGCUCUGAUUGGUCUGAUGACGUACUUCCGUGAAGCCGUGGUGAACACGCAGGAGCUCUUAGACUUGCUCGUGAAGUGCGAGAACAAGAUCCAGACUCGUAUCAAGAUUGGACUCAACUCGAAAAUGCCCAGCCGUUUCCCGCCUGUGGUGUUCUACACUCCCAAAGAACUGGGUGGCUUGGGAAUGCUUUCCAUGGGACACGUCCUCAUUCCCCAGUCAGAUCUCAGGUGGUCGAAGCAGACAGACGUGGGCAUCACUCACUUCCGAUCUGGAAUGAGCCACGACGAAGACCAAGUCAUUCCCAACUUGUACCGCUACAUCCAGCCGUGGGAAAGCGAGUUCAUCGACUCACAACGAGUGUGGGCAGAGUACGCCCUGAAACGUCAAGAGGCGCUUGCUCAGAACAGACGUCUGACGCUGGAAGACCUCGAAGACAGUUGGGACCGUGGCAUUCCACGUAUCAACACCCUGUUCCAAAAGGACCGUCACACCCUGGCCUACGACAAGGGUUGGAGAGUACGCACUGACUUCAAGCAGUAUCAGGUCUUGAAACAGAACCCAUUCUGGUGGACGCACCAGAGGCACGACGGCAAGUUGUGGAACCUGAACAACUACCGCACCGACAUGAUACAAGCCCUUGGUGGUGUUGAGGGCAUUCUGGAGCACACACUCUUCAAGGGCACCUACUUCCCGACCUGGGAAGGUCUCUUCUGGGAGAAGGCCAGUGGAUUUGAAGAGUCCAUGAAGUACAAGAAGCUGACCAAUGCCCAGAGGUCCGGUCUCAACCAAAUCCCGAACCGCCGUUUCACACUGUGGUGGUCUCCAACCAUAAACCGUGCCAAUGUGUACGUAGGUUUCCAAGUGCAGCUUGACUUGACAGGCAUCUUCAUGCAUGGCAAGAUCCCCACAUUGAAGAUCUCACUGAUCCAGAUAUUCAGGGCUCACUUGUGGCAGAAGAUCCACGAAAGCAUCGUCAUGGACUUGUGCCAGGUCUUUGACCAAGAACUCGAUGCCCUUGAAAUUGAAACUGUUCAGAAAGAGACAAUUCAUCCCCGUAAGUCCUACAAGAUGAACAGCUCCUGCGCUGACGUCCUGCUAUUUGCAACCUACAAGUGGAACGUCUCUCGACCAUCCCUCCUGGCUGACUCAAAGGACACAAUGGAUGGCACAACCACUCAAAAGUACUGGAUGGACAUCCAGUUGCGGUGGGGAGACUACGACUCUCACGAUGUGGAGCGUUACGCUCGUGCCAAGUUCUUGGACUACACGACGGACAACAUGAGUAUCUACCCUUCACCCACCGGGGUUCUCAUUGCCAUAGAUUUGGCAUACAACCUUCACAGUGCCUAUGGGAACUGGUAUCCUGGUUGCAAGCCGCUGAUUCAGCAGGCUAUGGCCAAGAUUAUGAAGGCAAACCCGGCGUUGUACGUUCUCCGAGAACGAAUCCGCAAAGGAUUGCAACUGUACUCGUCCGAGCCCACUGAGCCCUACCUCUCCUCCCAGAACUAUGGAGAGCUCUUCUCGAACCAGAUUAUCUGGUUUGUGGAUGACACUAACGUCUACCGUGUCACCAUCCACAAGACGUUUGAGGGAAAUCUCACGACUAAGCCAAUCAACGGUGCGAUCUUCAUCUUCAACCCUCGCACUGGUCAGCUCUUCCUCAAGAUCAUUCACACCUCGGUCUGGGCAGGACAGAAGCGUCUGGGACAGCUUGCAAAGUGGAAGACAGCUGAAGAAGUGGCUGCUUUGAUUCGUUCAUUGCCUGUUGAAGAGCAGCCUAAGCAGAUCAUUGUCACCAGGAAAGGCAUGCUUGACCCUCUGGAGGUACAUCUGUUGGACUUCCCAAACAUUGUCAUCAAGGGAAGCGAGCUGCAGCUGCCUUUCCAAGCUUGCCUCAAGGUGGAGAAGUUUGGUGACCUUAUUCUCAAGGCAACUGAACCACAGAUGGUGCUCUUUAACCUGUACGAUGACUGGCUCAAGACCAUAUCAUCCUACACAGCUUUCUCACGUCUCAUCCUGAUUCUUCGAGCCCUGCACGUGAACAACGAACGCACAAAGGUGAUCCUGAAGCCCGACAAGACCACCAUCACGGAGCCUCAUCACAUCUGGCCCACCCUUACUGAUGAUGAGUGGAUCAAGGUUGAAGUCCAGCUGAAGGACCUCAUCCUGGCUGACUACGGCAAGAAGAACAACGUGAACGUUGCAUCCCUGACCCAGUCCGAAAUUCGUGACAUCAUCUUGGGUAUGGAAAUCUCCGCCCCAUCAGCUCAGCGACAGCAGAUUGCGGAAAUCGAGAAGCAGACGAAGGAACAGUCUCAGCUGACAGCUACGACUACGCGCACCGUCAACAAGCACGGAGAUGAGAUCAUCACCUCAACUACCAGCAACUACGAAACGCAGACGUUUGCCUCCAAGACGGAAUGGAGAGUGCGUGCCAUAUCGGCCACGAACUUGCACUUGCGUACCAACCACAUCUACGUGUCAUCGGAUGACAUCAAAGAGGCUGGAUACACGUACAUCCUUCCGAAGAAUAUUCUCAAGAAGUUCAUCAUCAUCUCGGAUUUGAGGACGCAGAUCGCAGGCUACCUCUACGGAGCAAGUCCGCAGGACAACCCUCAAGUGAAGGAGAUACGGUGCAUUGUGGUACCCCCGCAGUGCGGUACCCACCAAGCUGUGCAACUACCGGUUGCCCUGCCACAACAUGACCACUUGAGGGAGCUGGAACCGUUGGGCUGGGUCCACACACAACCCAACGAGCUACCUCAACUCUCUCCGCAGGAUGUGUCGGCUCAUGCACGCAUCAUGGCUGACAACCCAACAUGGGACGGAGAAAAAACUGUUAUCAUCACUUGCAGCUUUACCCCUGGCUCCUGCUCUCUGACAGCAUACAAGCUUACGCCAAGUGGGUACGAAUGGGGUCGACAAAACACGGACAGAGGAAACAAUCCAAAGGGCUACCUGCCAUCUCACUAUGAAAGAGUGCAGAUGUUGCUGUCCGACAGGUUCUUGGGAUUCUUUAUGGUUCCUGCUCAAGGUUCAUGGAACUACAACUUCAUGGGUGUUCGACAUGACCCCAACAUGAAGUACGAGCUGCAACUGGCCAACCCCAAGGAGUUUUACCACGAGAUCCAUCGGCCAUCUCACUUCCUCAACUUCAGCAGUUUGGAGGAACCAGACUCUAUCGGCAAUGACCGGGAAGACCUUUAUGCCUGAGUACCAUAAGGUCAUACCUCUGCUUUGUGUAUACUUUGCACAUAGUCACCAGUGUCAUUAUACUGGCUUUCUUGUCAGUCCUUUGCAUAUUCAUCAGUGUUGCAUGUUUUUAUGGGACAAGAAGAAAAAAAAAUAAAGGUGGCAUUACCAGUUAA